Quercus robur (English oak) is the source of this 1931-nucleotide messenger RNA. Its product is annotated as putative disease resistance RPP13-like protein 1. The transcript has 2 exons. Gene Ontology annotation, molecular function: ADP binding. The record is from RefSeq and is a predicted model, not a curated record. Lineage: Eukaryota; Viridiplantae; Streptophyta; Magnoliopsida; Fagales; Fagaceae. The coding region runs from base 219 to 1931 and encodes 570 amino acids. Gene Ontology annotation, biological process: defense response to other organism.
UCAUGUCACCAUCUGUCAACUUUGUUGAUCAUUCACGCCAAUUCAACCAGGGUGGCUAGAGAUUGUCCCCAUGUGCGACCAUACCAAAACUUAGAGAAAGGACCUGCACCUUAUCUUCUACUUUAUUUCUUGCAAGAAGUGCACACCCUUUUUACAAAUCGACUCUCACUGAAUCUUAUCAUCUUAUCACUUCUCUUUACUUCUUCCUUUUCAUCACUAUGGCUGAAGCUUUGGUGGGUGGAGCGGUUCUCUCUGCAUUCCUUCAGGUGGCGUUUGACAGAGUGGCUUCUCUUGAGGUCCUAGACUUUCUCAAGGGAAGGAAACACAUUGAUGGAAUGGUGCAAAAGCUGAAGAUAGAGCUGAUGUCUGCUGAUGCAGUGCUCAUUGAUGCAGAGGAGAAGCAAAUUACAAACCCUGCUGUGAAAGAGUGGCUUGACGAGCUUAAAGAUGCUGUUUAUGUUGCGGAUGACCUCCUGGAUGAGAUUGCCUAUGAAGCUUUGAGAUGCAAGUUAGAAGCUGAAUCCACUAGUAAGGCAAGGGGCUUGAUCUCUACUUUUGUUAGUUCAUUUGACAAAAGCAUACAAUCAGAGCUGAAAAAUAUUCUAGACAGAUUAGAAUCUAUUUCAAAACAAAAGGAUGUUCUUCGUUUAGAAAAAGUUGCUGCGGUUGGAAUACCUUCACGACCAUUGACAACUUCUUGUCCGGAAGAAUAUGGUGUCUUUGGCAGAGACAAAGAUAAGGAGGCUAUAUUUAUGAAGUUUCAAUCAAGUGAUGCAAGUGAUAAUGGUAUAUGUGUUGUUCCCAUAGUAGGUCUGGGUGGGGUUGGUAAAACAACUCUUGCUCGACUUAUAUACAAUGACAAAAGAGUAACGGAUAGUUUUGAUCACAAAGCUUGGGUUUGCGUUUCAGAAAACUUUGAUUGGUUUAGGAUAUUAAAAACUAUUUUGGAGGAUGCCACUUUGUCUAUGUGUGAUAUUCAAAACAUGAAUUUGCUUCAAAACAUGAAUUUGCUCCAAAACAUGAAUUUGCUGCAAAUUAAAAUUAGAGAGACAUUCAAAGACAAGAAAAUUUUCCUGGUUUUAGAUGAUGUUUGGAAUGAAAAUUAUGAUGAUUGGGUGGAGUUACUUAGAGUUUUUAAAUGUGGGGCACAGGAAAUUAAGAUCAUUGUUACGACACGAAGUAAAAAAGUUGAAUCAAUUGUAUGCACAGUUCCAGCUUAUCUUCUAAAUCAAUUGUCAAAUGAAGAAUGCUGGUUGUUAUUUGAAAAGCAUGCAUUUAGAAACGGAAGCUCUAGUGAAUUUCCAUUACUAAGGGAAAUCGGUAAGCAAAUUGUCCAAAAAUGUAGAGGCCUGCCUUUAGCUGCAAAAACUCUUGGGGGAUUGCUGCGUUUUGAAGAAGAUCUAGGAGAGUGGACAAAGAUUUUGAAGAGUGAUAUAUGGGAUUUACCAAAAGGAAAUAAUAGUAUACUUCCAGCUCUAAGAUUGAGCUACCACUAUCUCCCACCACAUUUGAAGCGUUGCUUUUCUUAUUGCUCGAUCCUUCCAAAGGAUUAUGAAUUUAAAAAGGAGGAAUUGGUCAAAUUGUGGAUGGCAGAAGAUUUAUUGCAGCAAUCAAAAGUACGUGCUCCUCAGCCUCCUGUGAGGAAAACCCAGAAAUCCGGUCACCCAAAGCCCUGCCACGCGCCUCCACGCGCCUCAGUUGUCUCUGGAAAAUCUCCCACGCGCCGCCUUAGAUUCCUGACUUCCAGAUCGUGUUCUUGGUACAUGCGUCGCCAUGGCGGCCUCCUCGUUCACCGAUCUACAAAACCCAGGCACCCGACCUCCAUUGGCAGCCGCACGCGCCACCACGCGCGAACAAUGGUUCUUGGAACUCUCACACGCGCCGCCUGCGUUUCAGGAUCCUUCCCACGCACCGCCACGAUUUCCUCAUGA